Diuraphis noxia (Russian wheat aphid) is the source of this 3052-nucleotide messenger RNA. RefSeq names its product phospholipase DDHD1-like. Lineage: Eukaryota; Metazoa; Arthropoda; Insecta; Hemiptera; Aphididae. Gene Ontology annotation, molecular function: metal ion binding; glycerophospholipase activity. The record is from RefSeq and is a predicted model, not a curated record. Gene Ontology annotation, cellular component: cytoplasm.
UAACAUUUUACAUUUAGUUUAAAACCGUUUUAACUUUUAGUAACUGUUCAGUGAUCGCCGGCAAUUGAUUAACGCAGUUUUAAUUUUAACAAUCAAUAAAAAUUGGUUCUUAUACACACGUUAAGUUAUGCACCAGCAAUGAACAACAUGGAUACAAAUUUUUUACAAACAGAAGAACCGGUAUUGAUUUCUGAAGACACACAAGAUGAGAAUAAUGUGUCAAACACUCAGACCAAUGGUACUGCUAUAACAUUUGAACCACUAGGCCCUGAAAAAGUCAGAUGGUUUUACAAGAGUGAUCUCAAAAGAUGGACCAAAUUUGAUGGUUUUGAUUCAUUAAAUAUUGAGUACAGGUACAGGGCGAAUUUUGGCAACGAAGAAGAAGUAUCUAGUUUGAAUGGGUCUUUCAAUUAUUUUCUUGGGCUCAAUACUGUUGUGGUUAGAGGAGGUCUUUACGAAGUAGACUUAUUAAAAAAAAAGUGUACAUCUAUAUUUUGGCCUGGUGAAGAGAGUGACAUUUUUCGUGGAAUUUGGUUUUAUGAUGGAUAUGAACCAUAUGAAUUUGGUGAGGAAGUUGAAAGGGAACAUCUAAAUCUAUUCAGAGAUGAUACUAGAAAAAUUGAAAAUACCGAAGACAAUGGAAAGUCAGUAUUAAGAGAUGUUACUAUUGGAGACAUGCAUGUAGUAUGGUAUUCAUCGGCUGAGGUAUAUUCAUUUAAACAAAAGACUUUUAUCAAUACAAAGAUUAUGAGAAGUGUUACAAAAAAAUUAGGAACUUAUUUCCAAAAAUCUGCUGGAUACAAACUAAUUAGAUCAUACAAAACUGAUGCUGAUGAAAAGGAUAAACUGAACGAUAUAACUCAUCUUGUAUUUUUAGUUCAUGGAAUCGGCCAUAAAAUAGAUAAUAAAAAAAUUAUAAAAAAUACUUCACAAUUUCGGGAUUGCGUCAAAUGGAUAAAACAAAAAUAUUUCCAAGGUACUGAACAGAKGGCAGAGUUUUUCCCUGUAGACUGGAGAUCACAGUGUAGUUUUGAUGGAGGGUUAGUUGAACAGAUAACUCCAUUAAAUUUAAAAAACAUACGACAAAUAUUAAAUUCGUCAGCUAUGGACAUCAUGUAUUACACUUCUCCUAUAUAUGGUCGAGAAAUACAAAAUAGUUUGGCAAAUGAGCUGAAUAGGUUACAUUCAGAAUUUGUAGAACGGCACCCACACCAUGACUUCAAAGUGUCAAUAAUGGCACAUUCAUUGGGUAGUGUGAUUUCAUAUGAUAUUAUAACCGGAUGGGAACCAUUUAUUAAACGAAGUGACAGUAGUCCAAGAAUUCAUUUAAAUUUUGAGUUGGAAAAUUUUUUUUGUUUGGGUUCACCAUUGUCUGUGUUUUUGGCAUUACGACAAAAUGAAAUAUUUAAAGAAAACUUAAACUUGUUCCCAAUGUGGUUGGCUAAAAAAGUUUAUAACAUUUAUCAUCCUACAGACCCUGUUGCAUAUAGGUUUGAACCAUUAGUUGCGAGAGAUUAUUGUCGCUAUAAACCUGUUGGAAUUCAAGCCUAUGGUAUCAAAUGCGAUUAUUCUGAGGUUCCUUUUGAAUUAAUUGGAAACAUAGAUUCUAGCUUCGAAGAAACUAAUGGAACUGAAGCCAAAGCACCAGAUGUAAAAAAAGAAAAUGAAACAUUCAGCCGUAGAAUAAGUACUUGGCUUAAUAUGUCAAGCAGCAAUGAUAAUAAAGCCAAUAAUUCAAAUCAGUUUGAAGUUAAUACCUGUCCACUUUCAAGAAAUAGUACGCCAGUUGAAAAUUUGAAUCAUCGGUUAGAUUAUAUUUUGAGAGAUAGUAUCGGAGGGUCAGCCAGUAAUUAUUUGUCAAUGUUGUAUACACAUACGUCAUAUUGGUCAAACUAUGACGUAGCAUAUUUCAUCUAUACUAGAUUAUUUCCCGAACUAGAUAAAACAAUGGAUGAUUUUCUAAGACCUGAAGAGAAAAUCCCCAAUUUUGACUUACAAUUUGAACAAGGUAUUGAAGUGACUGAAGAUUUGAAACAUUCUACUUAAGAAGCAAAUUAUCAGUAACAUCUAAAAAAAAAUUCCCCAUGUCAUUUUAAGUCUGCAACAUUUUUAUUUAUUUAUACUAAACAGUUCAUUGUUAUAUAUUUUAGAUUAUGUUAACUAGAUAUUAGUUAACACCAAAUAUGUUCAAUACCCAAUGGUUAAUAUUUUAUAAUUUAUUGAUUCUUACAAUACUAUACAGGGUAAAUUUCCAUUACAUUUCUCAUCAACAGUAAUUUAUUAUCCGGUAUCUUAUUUUAAUCAUUAAUACUAUUUGUUUUAAUUACAUUUUCAUAUUUAUCAGAUUUUAAAUUUGUUUCAUUUAUAUUUUGAUAUAAAUAUGCUUCACACUAUUCUUUAUGUUAUCCCAAGGUAUAAGAAAAAAUAACUCAAUCUCGGAUGUGAUAUUAAUUACUAAAGAAUAUAAAAUAUUCUAUUGAAAAUAAACUAAAAAUUAAAUGUUAUUUGUGUAGUAUAGUUUUAUACCUAUUAUAAUGUAAUGUAAUGAUCGAUGUACGUCCAAAUAAGUGUAUCACAGUAAUUUAACAUUUUAUAUGUUAAGUUGUCUACUGUUUACGAUUCACUUUGUGUAUUAUUAUAUGUAUUUAUAAAUGAAACACAAAUUGUUAACUGUGUUGUGAUUUGUAUUAGUCGAUUAUUGUUAUGUGUUAAGUAGGUAUUAUAGGUAUGCACUAUUGUUUUAUUGUUUAUUAGUGAGAGGCCUUGAACAUUUCUAAUUUGUAUUUAUUCAACUAUAUUAAAUWAUUUAAUAGGGUAUGUGUAUUGUGCGCAAUAAAACAAUAAUACAAGUUAUUUUUAUAAAAAUGUAUUUAUUAUGCAAUGUUUAUACUAUAUCUAGUGUUGUUUCACCAAAUCUGUGUGCCCAUUAUUAGUCUUUUUGAAACUCAUAUAUAUUAAUUUUAUCAAAAUGUUUUUAUUGUAGUUAUAAUAAUAAUGUGUUUAGAAGAUUGAAGUAUAAUGUUGAUUAUUUAUUGUUUGAUAACUGUAAACU